Aspergillus homomorphus CBS 101889 is the source of this 1643-nucleotide messenger RNA. RefSeq names its product putative tetracycline transporter. Gene Ontology annotation, cellular component: brush border membrane. Gene Ontology annotation, biological process: transmembrane transport. Gene Ontology annotation, molecular function: transmembrane transporter activity. NCBI's taxonomy places the organism in Eukaryota, Fungi, Ascomycota, Eurotiomycetes, Eurotiales, Aspergillaceae. The transcript is spliced from 2 exons. The record is from RefSeq and is a predicted model, not a curated record. The coding region runs from base 123 to 1484 and encodes 453 amino acids.
ACCCUCUCGACCCUCACUCCCCGUUCUUUUUCUUUCUUGCAUUCGUUCCCAUCUCUGUAGUUCCUCUUUCUGUCUUUUUUCUCACUUCUUCUUCUAUCCCGAUUUAAUCUCAAUUGAUCGUCAUGGCGUUACCCGCAGAGCAGCGGAAGAAGAUCCUUAAGGUCUUGAUGACCUCUUUACUUUUGGAUUUGAUAUCCUUUACUUUUAUUCUUCCACUCUUUCCUUCCCUACUCACAUUUUAUCGUAACCAAGACCCGUCCCCGAAUUCGCUUCUCAACCGCCUUUUUCACUACUUAAACGCCUAUAAGAACUCCUUUGCGAAGCCCAUCGAUUCGCGCUAUGACAUUGUCCUUCUUGGUGGGGCGCUUGGCUCGCUAUUCUCUUUUUUGCAGGCGCUCGCAGCUCCCUUCAUCGGCCAUCUCUCAGAUAAACACGGCCGCAAGACCGCCCUUCUUUGCUCGAUGGUCGGCAACACACUCAGCGUGGCUCUCUGGGUCACCGCGACAGACUUCCGCACCUUUCUCGCCAGUCGCAUCAUUGGCGGUCUCAGCGAGGGCAACGUGCAGCUCGCGAAUGCCAUUGCUACAGAUAUCAGCGACCCCAGCCAACGUGGCUCGACCAUGGCCCUAGUUGGUGUUUGUUUCAGUAUUGCCUUUACCUGCGGGCCCGCGCUGGGCGCAGCCCUCUCCAAUAUCACUACCGUGGCCGCCAAUCCCUUCGCGACUGCCGCGGGCGUUUCGCUCCUCCUUAUUGUCGCAGAAACUGCGUACCUGUACUUUUGUCUCGCGGAGACUCAUCCCCGAUUCACAAAGCUUGUACAUGUCUCGAACACGAUCGAAAUCAACAACACCACUUCCCAACCUCCCGCUACUACAACUCGCAAGGCCGAACUCAAGACACAUACAAAUAACCCCGCUCUCCUCAAUCUGAUCCACUUGCUCUUCCUUCUUCCGUUCUCAGGGCUCGAAUUCUCCCUCCCCUUCUUAACGGCUACCUUCUACGUAGGAAGCAAAUCCAGCCCUUCCGCCUUAAACGGCCGUCUUCUCUCUAUGAUGGGUCUUAUUGCUUCCCUUCUUCAGGGUACCGUGGUCCGCCGCCUGCCGCCGCUCAAAACUGUGCGCAUCGGCGUCAUCGCAUGCACCGUCUCUUUUUUCAUGCUUGCGCGCGUCACUUCGUUGGGUGGUCUCUAUGCUGCGGGUGGGCUGUUGGCUAUCACCAGUGCGACGGUCGUCACGGGGCUGAACAGCUUGGGGAGUUUUGAGGCGCAAGAGGAAAAUCGGGGUGCCGUGUUGGGGAGGUUGAGGAGUUGGGGACAGGUGGGACGCGCGGCGGGACCGUUGCUUUUCUGCUCGUUGUUCUGGUGGAUGGGGCGAGAGGUUGCAUACAUGGUUGGGGGUUGUGCCAUGCUGGUGGUCUGUGGAGGAGUUUUUGUUUUGUUGAAAGAGCCUGUUGUUGGUGGGCGUCAGGGUUCUAAGAAGAAGUAAUCCCUGUUACUUCUCCUUGGCUUUGGACCUUACCCCGGGCUCUGACGUGAUAUGAACGUCCGCUUCAUGUACCAUACGUGCAUUCUUGCACAACUGUCACCAUUUCUGGAUUCGAUAAUGGAUAGAUCUAUAGAAUCAUGGUACCGCUCACUGGCUGGC